CACACUCGACACUAGUCAGCUCAGGUCUCCUAGUAAGCAGCAAACCCUUAGUCCAGCUUACCGCCACGCCGUCUCAAUCUCUGUAUGCAGCAGCCAUUGGUAAUCCUCCAUCCUUUCUCAGGUUUUUAGGUCGCAGAUGACGAUCUAGAGUCUAGACUAGGUUAACAAAAAGGAAGAAGCAUAUAUAUUAUUUUUAGAACAAGUCUUGCAAACAAUGGACAAGAAAAAUAUUAACACCUAUGAGGAAGCUCGUAAACAGCGUCUUGAAGAUAACAAUAAGCGUUUUCAGGAUUUAGGCAUCUUGAAAAUUGCAAAGAGUCUAUCGAAUCUCAAAACACCAGAAAAGAAAUCUGUGCAACGAGUUCAAAAGUCGAGAUCAGAAAAUAUCUACGCAAAACAGCCAAGGCGUUCUUGCCGUGAACGCAAUCCAGUGCCUUCGUAUUGUGAAGAACUUGAUAUAGCGCUUCCACAAGUGCGAAAAAGAUCAAAGAUUAGUUCUUCUUGGGCAAGCUAUAUAGCAAGGCCAUUGGAUGAAAUAAAAACAGCUUCAUACGAAGAAAGGCAAAAGGCAAUCAAGUGUGCAGAUUCAUUGCAAAUCAAGCUGUCUUCUUCUUCGAAUGAUCCAUCUUUUGUGAAAUCCAUGGUCCGGUCUCAUGUUUAUAGUUGCUUCUGGUUGGGUCUGCCAUCAAGAUUCUGCGAAACUUAUCUGCCUAAAGAUACUGUGGAUAUAGUAUUGGAAGAUGAGAAAGGGGAAGAGUAUAAUGCAGUUUAUAUUGGAAAAAGAGCAGGUCUUAGUGGUGGGUGGAGAGGAUUUGCAUUAGAACACAAACUUGAUGAUGGUGAUGCUCUAAUUUUCCAAUUGGUACAACCCCAAAGGUUCAAGGUUUACAUAGUUAGGGCAUUUGAUUGCUGGAAUGGAGAUGAGACUCCUGAAGCUGAAACCAAGGAGGAGGAGGAGGAGGAGGAGCUUGUAGUAAUAAAGAGUAAUGAAAAAGCAGAAGUUACCAGAAGAACUUCAACUAGGAAGAAGAACAACAACUGAGUGUGAAGAUAAUACUUCAACUCUAUCAGUAGUGUUUUCUUUUUAUUUUGUGACAUGAAUUUGCUUGCAUGCACAGUCAAUACUCUUCUUGUUUCCUUUUAUGAUCUGCAUUAGCCCAUCAGAUUGAAACAAAAUCUAGU
Messenger RNA from Impatiens glandulifera, 1182 nucleotides. Its product is annotated as putative B3 domain-containing protein At5g58280. Gene Ontology annotation, molecular function: DNA binding. Bases 215 to 1042 code for a protein of 275 amino acids. The record is from RefSeq and is a predicted model, not a curated record. The transcript has 8 exons. Lineage: Eukaryota; Viridiplantae; Streptophyta; Magnoliopsida; Ericales; Balsaminaceae.